Messenger RNA from Drepanopeziza brunnea f. sp. 'multigermtubi' MB_m1, 579 nucleotides. The record is from RefSeq and is a predicted model, not a curated record. NCBI's taxonomy places the organism in Eukaryota, Fungi, Ascomycota, Leotiomycetes, Helotiales, Drepanopezizaceae.
AUGGACCGUGAGCAACGAAGGGUUUGGGACGUGGGAUUUCGAAUCACGCAAGCGGGCAAACUCGUAUAUAUAUAUUCUGAAGUCGUCUUCGCUUUCAUGAAGUUGGCUCUCAUCGUUGGUUUGAUCAUUGCUGGACUAGUCUGGAAGAAUCCCGGCGCAUGUAAUACCGAGCCACGGGCGGAUUUUGUCACCUUGGCCGUCUUCAUCAGUGCCGCAGUCAGCUUUGGAAACAUCCAAGUUGUGGCAAUAUCAAGAGCAACGAUUCGAAACCCUCGCGGGAUCAUCCCAGCGGCUAAGAAGAAGAAACUUCACCGCGUUUUCUUCUUCUACGUCCUCAGCAUCUUCGUCAUCACUUGCCUGCAGUUCUUUUACGCGUUGAAGAAAAAAGGAAUUUCGCGAGAUGCUCCCUACGCCGUCUUUAAGAUCACAAUGAGAGAUAUCGCACUUGUCGCGGAGUUUCAAUCUAUUGGGGAGGUUGGGAAGAAGGCAAAAGUUCUCAGGGCUGCGCAGGAAGAAGCUGGCGUAGCGAGGAAGAUAUCCGGGAUAGGAUCUUUCUACUUUCAUGUACAUUAUUUAUAG